AUGAGUAACUUCCGGCUCUUCGGUCCUGACGAGACCGAGUCCAACAAGCUUUCUGAGGCAAGCAAUGACCAAGGCGUUGAGCCUGAUAUUGUGAUCGCAUCUUGCGGAGACGUCUCAACACACAAGGCCCUCGCCGCCACCGCACUUCUACGGGAGCAUCUCCCGCAGUUGAAGGUACAUUUUGUCAACGUGGUGGACCUCUUUAGAUUGAUCUCAGCCAUCCACCAUGCACACGGCAUGUCGGACAAGAAGUGGAAGGCCAUCUUCACCACCGAUAAUUCUAUCGUCUUCAACUUCCACUCCUACCCAUGGCUUAUCCAUCGACUCACGUACAAACGGCCCGGUCAGCAUAACUUGCAUGUGCGAGGAUACCGGGAGAAGGGUAAUAUCGAUACUCCAUUUGAGCUGGCCAUGCGCAACCAGACCGAUAGAUAUAGCCUCGCUAUCGAUGCGAUCGAUUUAGUUAAAUCUCUCCGCAACACUGCAGCAGGCUUUAGAGACAAGCUGCUCAAUGAGCAGGUUGCGGCUAAGGCAGAGGCUUACAAUAAUGGUGUCGACCCUGGGCACAUUCGGAAUUGGACUUGGCCUUGGCCGAGAAAGUAG
This is a messenger RNA of Penicillium verhagenii, 603 nucleotides long. RefSeq lists its product as uncharacterized. The transcript is spliced from 2 exons. Bases 1 to 603 code for a protein of 200 amino acids. Gene Ontology annotation, biological process: carbohydrate metabolic process. Gene Ontology annotation, molecular function: aldehyde-lyase activity. The record is from RefSeq and is a predicted model, not a curated record. Lineage: Eukaryota; Fungi; Ascomycota; Eurotiomycetes; Eurotiales; Aspergillaceae.